Molecule: messenger RNA, 2220 nt
Organism: Symbiodinium necroappetens
Lineage: Eukaryota; Dinophyceae; Suessiales; Symbiodiniaceae
Source: the annotation of a GenBank genome assembly
AUGGAGCAGUUCGCCUUCAAGGACCUCACGCUCACGCUCUUCGAGCGCUGCUGCGAGCAGGUGGAUUUCCACGCCGGCCUCGCGAUGCAGGCGUACCUGCGCUCGGGUGUGGACGACGCGAAGCGGAUCGCCGACUGGGCGAAGCGCACGGGGCGACAGGUGACGGUCCGCCUCGUCAAGGGCGCGUACUGGGACUACGAGACGAUCCACGCCGAGGAGAUGGGCUGGCCCUGCCCCGUCUGGUCCGCCAAGCACGAGACGGACGCCUGCUUCGAGCGCAUGGCGGAGGUCUUCCUCGAUUCAACCCCGCGCGAGGCCAACGAAGGGGGUGUGAAGCUCGCCCUCGGCUCGCACAACGUCCGCUCCAUCGCCGCGGCCCUCGAGGGCAUGGAACGCCGCAACCUCCCGAAGGAGGCCAUCGAGCUCCAGAUGCUCCACGGCAUGGCCGACCAGCUCAAGGGCGCGGCGGUCGAUUCGGGCCUGCGCAUCCGCGAGUACGUCCCCGUCGGCGAGAUGAUCCCUGGCAUGGCGUACCUCGUGCGCCGUUUGCUGGAGAACACCUCCAACGAAUCCUGGCUCCGCGCCGGCUUCCUCGAGGACGCGGACACCGACCGCCUCCUCGCCUCGCCCCAUCACGACAACGGCAAGGGAUCGGGCGACCUGAGCAACGUCGCCCCCGAGCGCCACAAGCUCUCGCCCGCCGUGGAGGGCGUCGGCGACGGCCGCGCCUUCUUCACCGAGCCCCUGCGCGACUUCUCCCGCGCCGACCAGCGCGACGCGUUCACCGCCGGCAUCGAGCAGGCGACCGUCCCGCAGGUCGCCAACGACGGCACGGUGGAGGACAUCGACAAGGCGAUUUCCGCGGCGGACGCGUACUUCCCGACGUGGCGCGACCGCGACCCCGUCGAGCGCGCGAACAUGCUCGUCCGCGCCGCCGACAUCAUGCGCGCCCGGCGCGACGAGCUCUCGGGCGUGAUCAUCAAGGAGAACGGCAAGUGCUGGGUCGACGCCGACGCGGACGUCUGCGAAGCGAUCGACUUCAUGGAGUACUACGCGAGGUGCGCCGUCCCGCUCUUCACCCGCGAGCGCAUGGGCCUGUUCAUCGGCGAGCUCGACGAGCAGUGGUACACGCCGCGCGGCGUCACCGGCGUGAUCUCCCCCUGGAACUUCCCUCUCGCCAUCUGCACGGGCAUGACGACGGCCGCGCUCGUCACGGGCAACACCGUCGUGGUCAAACCCGCCGAGCAGACGCCGGGCAUCGCGAAGAUCAUGGCGGAGAUCCUCUGGGACGCCGGCGUGCCGAAAGAAGCGCUGCACUUCGUGCCGGGGAAAGGCGAGACGUGCGGCGCCGCCCUCGUCCGCGACCCGCGCGUCGCCGUGCUCGCCUUCACCGGCUCCAAGGCCGUCGGCCUCGACAUCAUCAAGGCCGCGGGCGAGACGCCGGAGCACCAGGCGUUCGUCAAGAAGGUCGUCUGCGAGAUGGGCGGCAAGAACGCGGUCAUCAUCGACACCAGCGCCGACCUCGACGAGGCCGUCCUGGGCGUCCGCGCCAGCGCCUUCGGGUUCCAGGGGCAGAAGUGCUCCGCCGCGUCCCGCGUCGUCUGCGUGGACGACGGCGGCGGCGUGUACGAGGAGUUCGCGAAGCGCCUCGUCGAGUCCACGCGCGCCCUCGUCGUCGGCGACCCCAAGCUCCCGGGCACGGACAUCGGCCCCGUUAUCGACGAAGAGGCCGCGAGCAAGUGCCGCCACUUCAUCCAACGCGGCAAAGACCAGUGCACCUGCGCCCUCGAAAUGAAGGUCCCGGACGGCCUCGAGGCGCAGAUCGGCAAGCCCUACGUCGCCCCCGCGAUCUUCACCGACGUGAAGCCCGAGCACGACGUCGCCCGCGAGGAGAUCUUCGGCCCCGUUCUCGCCGUCCUGCGCGCCAAGGACUUCGACGACGCCCUCCGCAUCGCCAACGACUCGCCCUACAAGCUCACCGGCGGCGUCUUCUCGCGCAAGCCCGCCCACCUGGAGCGCGCCAAACGCGAGUUCCGCGUCGGCAACCUCUACCUCAACCGGGGCAUCACCGGCGCCCUCGUCGCCCGCCAGCCCUUCGGCGGCUUCGGCAUGUCCGGCGUCGGCUCCAAAGCGGGCGGGCGGGACUACCUCCUCCAGUUCGUGGAGCCGCGGGCGAGCUGUGAGAACACGAUGCGGCGGGGGUUUGCGCCGGAGUUGUGA